CACACACAAUAAUAUAAGAGCACAAGAGACUCUCUCUCUUUCUUUCUUUCCUGAGGAUAUAUUACAUCGAUCGCCUUGUUUCAUCUACCUGGUACCGGUACCUACCAUACUAAUAGUAUAGCUAGCCAGAGACGCCAACAGCCUGCACAACAAUGAACUCAUCCACCUCUUUUUCCACUGCCUUUGAAGACGAACUGUUCUUUGGAGUGCCACUAUCGACCGAUCGACGCAGUACGACUGCCACAACGUUCUUUCAAUUCGAAGCAUUGAUUGCGGCCAUUUCCAUUUUAUUUUUUCGAACGACCUGGAAUAUAAAGUCGGAACCCGUGGCAUUGCGAUGGUUCUUUGCCUUGAUUUUGGCCGUGUUGGCAUUCUCGCAAAAAUCCUACGAACUCGUCAGUGCCGUCGAAUUGUUUUCCUAUGCCGUGCCGUGGAUACUGGUUGUCGAUCAGAGUGCAGUGCCAUUGUGGUUAUCGUCCAGAUUGCCCGAAACGACGUGGCGCUUGCUCCUGAUUGCCGUCAGUGGUAUGGUGUCGUGUGUGCUCUGUCAUGCGGUGGCAUCGGGGGAUUGCUUGUGGGCCGUGCAGUUGGUGACACCGACAUCCGUCAUCACCGCAUUGUACGCGUUGAUUCCCAUUGAAGAAUUUCGGGCCGCCUAUGAGAUUCUGGAACAAUUUCAACCACCCGCAGUAUUGCGACAACAAGUUCAUCAUUUAUUGUUUGUCACGUUUCACAUUCAAUUUGGAAUUGGACAUUUGGGGAUUGAAUUCCUCACGAAAGAACAACAGCGACGCAACGAGUUGGUGCGGAUGGAUCAAACACACAACAAUAACAAUAGCGACAACAACAAUACUGAAGACAAUGACAAACAGAAAAAGGACAAACUCGAAAAGGCCCACAAGUUUCAACGCGGUGCUGCGCCCUUUAUUUUCUUUACGGCCGUUCCCUACAUGAUCCAAAUCAUUUUCUAUGGCAAUAUCAACAAAUUCGCCUUUUCGUGUCUCCAACACGACCUCCAUCGCGCCAUUCGACUCCAUCGACUCUUUGCCGCCGACAAUCACAUGCUCACCAUGACACAAAACAGUCCCACCAGUCCCGAAGCGUAUGCGGCAUCCAUGGAUACCGUCGUCAGCACGACCUAUGACAUGUUCAAUCGCAAACUGUUUUCAUUGCCCAAAGUCAUUUUACUGCCGGCUGUCAUUUCCAAAACCCCUCAAAUGAUGGCGCAAAUAUUUCCCAUUAUUUUCUUGACGGAUUAUAUCAAGGGACACAUGAUCAAUUACAUGACGACGCGCGUCGAAACGUUGCAAAAAGAAAUUCAACAAUUGUCUGCCGUCCGAUCCAAAUUGGAAGCAUUUGAUCUUAAAAAUGCCGAAUUGCUUCUGAGAAGUGGUUCGCAACAAACACGACAUUUUACCCAUCAACGAUGGUCUGUGCUGUCCGUCCAAAUACAAGCCAAAACAGUCGUAUCGGAUUUGAUUCAACGCACCAAAGGAUUCUUUGCCUGGAUUCAACGCAAUUUUGUCUUUUCGGUACUCGUCGAUUGUGCGUUGGCGAAUUUGAUUGCCAUUGGUAAGAUUGGUGCUGCCGAAAUAUUUGUCUUUUCGAGAGCCAUUGAAGAUGCCGUUGACAUGGUCCUCAUGAAAAGUCGCAGUGAAGCCGAAUUGGCACGGAUGCGGACGGAAAUUGAUAAAUUGCAAGAAUUGGCCACGUUGUGGAAUAACCCUACGAACAAACAAAACAACUGGUUGCAUUGCAAAUUGCCCGUCACGGAAGCCGAACGGGGGUAUAUCAUUUUGCGACAUGUGCACUAUUCCCGAGGUACCGCCAUGGUCCAUGCGGAACAUGUCGAGAUUGAACCGGGAAUCUAUGCCCUGACGGGGGCCAAUGGGAGUGGCAAGAGUACGCUCUUUCGCGUCCUCAUGAGCUGCGACACCAAUGACAAACCGAUUGAUUGUCCUCCCUCCAUCGUCUUCUCGUCACCAACUGUUGCCAUUGUGGAAAAGGAUGAUAUCAUCGAGGAUACCAUUUGCGAGGCAACUCCUGUGGCCACUGCCGAAGAAGCGGUGGACGACGAGGAGCCGCCAGUAUGCCAAAACAGUAACGAUGAUGACACGACAACCAGCAGCAGUGAAUGUCAAGUGAUUGACAAUGAGGAGGAUCAUCAGCCCGUUCCCAAACUCUCCAUUACCAUGCCCUCCUCGCAUAUUGUGGAAAUCAGUCAAACCUUUUACUGGCCGCUCUACACCCGACCCAUUGAUUGGAUCUACCAAGAACUUGUCGCCGAGACAAGGAGUGCAGAGGAACUGGAACGACGACUGCGCAAAACGGCCGAGUUGCUACAAUCCAUGUCCUUCUUUCAGUCUCAACAGCCCGUUGCUGUGACAACCGCAGAAGGAGGAGACGACGAGGCGGCGGCAGCAGCAGAGGAAGAGGAUGACGGCAUUGAAACCGUUAUGCAACAGCUACAAGAAGAAAAGGAAGAUUGGUUUGGAGACCUGAGUGGUGGGCAAAAGAGCAAGGUGGAGCUAGUGCGAAAAGUCUUUUUAGAGGAACGGUGUCCCGAUGUGGUGCUGAUCGACGAGACUUUUGCACCGCUGGAUCCAACAUCCAAACUGCUUGUCAUGUCCAAGCUGAAAGAGUUCUGCAAAGGCAGCAUUGUCAUUGUGAUCUAUCAUGCCGACAUUGGACACGGACAAGAGACAGAGGGAGGAAAGACAGUGGAAUGCGUCCCGAGCAGUGAUUUCUUUGAUCACAACAUCCAUCUCGAGAACCAAGUGAUACAGCUACGACCGGUUUGCUAAACUCCAGCUGGAAAAGCUCCUAUCCGGAAAGCUCCAAUUUCGAUUGCCUCGCGGAUAGGAGCUCUUAGAGAAAUAAUUAAUUUUAAAAAGCAAAUUGUUAUUAC
Molecule: messenger RNA, 2908 nt
Organism: Seminavis robusta
Lineage: Eukaryota; Bacillariophyta; Bacillariophyceae; Naviculales; Naviculaceae
Source: the annotation of a GenBank genome assembly